AUGGCAGCAUCUGAACUUUUCGACGGGGAACGGUAUUGUCUUGAACAGCAAUUCACCAGCAGAACUACAGCACCCAGCAUUCGCUCUGGAAGCCUGUACUUUGCUCCGGUGCACGGGGCGCUAAAGCCUGAACGCUGGCUGCGGAGAUCCCGAGGGGGCAGCAUGGGUCGGCUUGACGGGAAGGUAAUAUUGCUGUCUGCAGCCGCACAAGGGAUUGGACAAGCAGCUGCUAUAGCUUUUGCAAAAGAAGGAGCAAAGGUCAUUGCUACUGACAUCAGUGAGCCCAAGCUGCAAGAAUUGGAGGGGUAUUCAGGCAUUCAAACGCGGUUGCUGGAUGUCACCAGCAAAGAACAAAUAGAAAUCUGGCCAAGGAGAUUAAGGAUUGAUGUCCUCUGCAAUGUUGCAGGUUUUGUCCAUCAUGGAACCAUUCUGGAGUGUGAGGAGACAGACUGGAACUUCACAAUGAACCUCAAUGUUCGCAGCAUGUAUCUAAUGAUCACUUUCCUGCCAAAGAUGCUUGCACAGAAAUCUGGAAACAUUAUCAACAUGUCUUCUGUGGCAUCCAGCAUUAAAGGAGUGGUAAACCGGUGUGUCUAUAGCACUUCAAAGGCAGCAAUUAUUGGUCUAACCAAGUCCGUAGCUGCUGACUUCAUUGAACAAGGCAUCAGAUGCAACUGCAUAUGCCCAGGAACUGUGACACUCCCAUCUCUACGGGAGAGAAUCCAAGCCAGGCCUUACCCAGAACAGGCCCUGAAAGACUUUCUGGCUAGACAGAAGACUGGUAGGAUGGCUACUGCUGAAGAAGUGGCCCACAUUGUGUAUCUGGCCUCUGAUGAAUCUGCCUACAUGACUGGCAAUGAGCUUAUCAUUGAUGGAGGCUGGAGCUUGUGACUUACAAAACUUUCAUCUGAAGUUUUCAAUGGAAUUCAUAGUACAAAAGGCAAAUAAUGAAGAGAUUAUCACAUUUCUCUGUUAAUAUAAUUGCACCAUUUUAAUGGACUAAAAUGAUUGACCUUCAAAUAAAAGUCAGUGUAGUUGCACAGACAUGCCAUACCUCUUUUUC
Molecule: messenger RNA, 1063 nt
Organism: Dermochelys coriacea (leatherback sea turtle)
Lineage: Eukaryota; Metazoa; Chordata; Testudines; Dermochelyidae
Gene: BDH2
Product: 3-hydroxybutyrate dehydrogenase 2
Biological process (GO): siderophore biosynthetic process
Cellular component (GO): cytoplasm
Molecular function (GO): 3-hydroxybutyrate dehydrogenase activity
Source: RefSeq, a predicted model, not a curated record